Molecule: messenger RNA, 1404 nt
Organism: Mytilus californianus (California mussel)
Lineage: Eukaryota; Metazoa; Mollusca; Bivalvia; Mytilida; Mytilidae
Product: prestin-like
Exons: 4
Coding region: 220-1404 (394 amino acids)
Biological process (GO): transmembrane transport
Cellular component (GO): membrane
Molecular function (GO): sulfate transmembrane transporter activity; bicarbonate transmembrane transporter activity; chloride transmembrane transporter activity
Source: RefSeq, a predicted model, not a curated record
UUGGUAACACUCGUUAUCAUCUUGACAUAUAUAAUUAUAGCAAAUAAAUACAAAGAACAUCUAAAAUUUUCUUUACCUUUCGAACUGCUUAUAGUAGCAAUCGGUAUUAUAGCUUCUUAUUUUGGAAAACUGGAGCGCGUUUACGACAUUGCGGUAAUUGGCGAGGUACCAGUUGGAUUUCCGAUACCCUCAGUGCCUACAUUACGACGAGGAUCUAACAUGAUAACUGAUUGCUUAAUUAUGGCGCUUUUGAUAUUUAUCAUAAGCGUUUCAACAGCAAGAACAGCAGGAAAAAAAGAAAACCAGUAUACGGACUACAACCAAGAGCUGAUAGCAUAUGGACUCUGUCAUGUUUUUUCUUCUUUCUUUUCUUGUUUUCCACAAGCCACUUCACCACCAAGAUCCAUGCUUCUCAAGAACUUGCGCGCUAGGACAACUUUUCAUGCAAUAGUAACUGUACUCAUAAUGGUUUUAGUCAUUUUAUGGAUUGGGCGGAUUUUUGAAUCCUUACCUAUGGCAAUGAUAGGAGCCAUCGUUGUUGCAUCAAUGACAGAUUUGUUUACUCAGUUCUCCGAAUUACCAAAGUACUGGAAAGUUAACAAGUUCGAUUUCUUCACGUGGAUGAUCACUUUCCUGGUAUCAAUAUUUGCUGAUUUAGAUUAUGGAGCAGUUACUGGAAUCGUUUUUUCGUUCGCAUCUGUUGUUAUCCAACACCAAAUUGCAAAAGGACGCACAAUUGGGUUUUCCGAUAAAGAAAGUGUCACUUUUGACGAAAAGAGAAGAAUUCACGUAAAAGAAUUUCCAUCGGUUAAAGUAUUUAUGUUUGAUGCACCAAUUAUUUUUGCAAAUGCAGAAAUAUUCAAAGAUAAACUUUAUCGACAAGUCCCUAAACCUCGAAUCAAGACGGAAGCUGUCCGUUUACCAUCCAGUGAUUCUGUUGGGAGCAGAACCACUGAAAGCGAUUACUGUGAUGCCUUAAACGUAAAUGGUCACGUGCAGGUAAAGAACGCUAAGAUUUGUUCAGUGGCCAAGUUGCAACACUUGGUUAUUGACUGCCAAAAAGUCAAUUAUGUUGAUAUUUCUGGAGUAGAUGUUCUUACUGAAGUAAUCAGAGAAUACAAGGAAGUUGGGAUCAAUGUUUAUUUUGUUAACUGCUCGAUGAGAGUCAGAGAUGCACUAAAAGCUGCUGGUUUCUUCACAACAUUUCCGAAAGAUCACAUUUUCUACGAUGUAUUUGAUGCUAUUUUUGCAAUUGACAAUUCUUUCCUAAGAACCGCGCUGGACAUUUCAACGGUUGAAGAGAUGACAAAGGUUAAUUAUCAUGUAUUUCCUAAGAAAAUCAUAUUAAAUUUUACCAUGCUACAUUGUAUUGACACUUUUGUAAUAUUAAAGAAAAUAUGUUGA